AUGAAAGUUUUAAUUUUUUUCGUUGUUUUUUUGGUUGCACAUAUUAGAUCACAAUAUGUAAAUGUUUCCUUAUCAGGUUCAAGUGUUAUAAUUCAAACUGGUGUCUGUCAAAACCAAGUAAGCCAAUUUCCAACCAUCUACGAAUGCCAAGGAGCCACUAUUUCUGCUGACAUAUAUCAACAAUCGAUAACAGGAGGCUGUACUGGUGAAUCAAUAAAAACCAUCAUCUACGGCAAUGGAGGUCUUUACGAUGGAGUCUAUUAUCAAUGCCAAUCUGAUAUCAACUAUCCAGAUGGUGAUUUUAUUGUCAGUUCAAUUUUCGAUGAGAAAUGUGAAAAUGUUACCGCACAAAUUAUAAAUCCAUCAGGUGUUUGCUACUAUAGCGAUUUACUUAAUUCUACUUUUAUUAGUUAUCCACAAUACUAUGCUGUAUCAAAAUGCCUCAGUUCAACAGAAGCAUUUUUAACAACUUUUAACGAAUUAAACUGUCAAGAUCCAAAUUAUACCGAAUUACAAACUAUUGGACAACAAUGUACACCAGACAAUCAAUUUGUUCAAAUAUGUUAUAUAAAAUAA
Messenger RNA from Dictyostelium purpureum, 576 nucleotides. RefSeq lists its product as uncharacterized. The transcript has a single exon. The record is from RefSeq and is a predicted model, not a curated record. Bases 1 to 576 code for a protein of 191 amino acids. Lineage: Eukaryota; Evosea; Eumycetozoa; Dictyosteliales; Dictyosteliaceae.